AUGAUAACUACAAUUUUGAACCCGGAUUCUCAAUUAAUUUUGAUCGGAUUCAUUUAUUCUGCAAUUUCUUUUUGUGUUUUUCCAAUUUAUGCGGUGGUCAUUUAUGUGAGCUCAUUUUCUCAACACCAGACAUAUUUUUUAAAAAUUAAAAUAAUUUAAAUUCAGGCUCUUCACACUCGCGAUGAGCUCAAAUCAAACACUUCCUAUAAAUUGAUAAAUAUCAUAAAUUAUUGUGAUUUGGGCCAAGCUAUUUGCCAUUUUUUCAGCGGAAUGUUUUUGAUUUUUCCAAUUUUUGUGGAGAGAUUUGAGGUGUUUGUGAGAGUAAGUUCACACUAGAUAUUUUUUGGUGUGAUUUUUUGGGUGAGCAAUCAAAAGUUUCCCACGGAUUCAAUGAUUGUAUUUGCAAACCAACAACUGCGAUGUGCACUUUUACUUCAUACACCAAGCUGAAAAUUUUCCACUCCAACAAUUUUUUUACAAGAAAAUCGGCCAAACGUUGAAUUUUAUUUUUAACCUUUGUGACAAAAGUGCAACAACCAAAUUAAUUUCAGAUAAUUGGCUGCACAGCAAAUAGUCUUUGGCUAGCCAUGUUCCCAGUUAUGUCAAUUCUCUCAAUAUCCCGGAUUCUGAUAGCCUACAAAAAUACAAUUUCAAAAUCAUGGAACAAAUAUCUGAAAUCUCUCUUAUUUUUGGGAUUUUCAUAUAUUUUCACAAUUUGGUUGAUUGGUUGUAUUACUCAAAAUUUUAAAAUGGAUGGGCCAAGUUGGUCAUAUGAUAUGGAUAAAAUUGGGGCUGAAACGUUAUCAAAACUUGAACUGGUUUUAUGUUUUCCUACUUUGGUUUUAUCUUUUACUUCCUAUAUCAUUGUGAUUUUCAGUAUUUGGUCGGUGAGUUUUCGAGUCGUUGACUAGCUCAUAGCUCAUUCAAAAUUUAAAAUUUUUUCUAGAGAAAACGUCUGUUUCAACAACAACAAUCGAAAUCAAUAAAAACCGAAGUUUCAAUUUUAGCACAAGCUACAAUUCUGACAUUAUACAUGGGCGGGUUGAUUGCCUUAUGGCAUAAUGCUGAAUAUUUAUUCGAACUUACCACAAUCAAAGUUGCAAUUUUGAAUGGAUUAUGGAUAUUUUUCUCUUUUCUCAAUCCAGUGCUAAUGAUUGUUAUCAACAGGUACUGUAUCAAAUAACAGUGAUUACUCAAAAACGAUAUUUUUAGCGGUGCUCGCCGACAAAUCAAAGGUGCAAUAUUUGGUGAUGACAAUCAAACAACAUCUAUAAAGAAUUCGAAAAUCGCCCAAAAUUCUCGGAAUUUUUCAGCGCCUAAACUUCAAACUAUUACCAUUACAUAA
Molecule: messenger RNA, 1345 nt
Organism: Caenorhabditis angaria
Lineage: Eukaryota; Metazoa; Nematoda; Chromadorea; Rhabditida; Rhabditidae
Source: the annotation of a GenBank genome assembly